This is a messenger RNA of Numida meleagris (helmeted guineafowl), 6014 nucleotides long. It is a transcript of the gene RPP25, whose product is annotated as ribonuclease P and MRP subunit p25. Gene Ontology annotation, cellular component: ribonuclease MRP complex. Gene Ontology annotation, biological process: tRNA 5'-leader removal. Gene Ontology annotation, molecular function: RNA binding. NCBI's taxonomy places the organism in Eukaryota, Metazoa, Chordata, Aves, Galliformes, Numididae. The transcript has a single exon. The record is from RefSeq and is a predicted model, not a curated record. The coding region runs from base 3216 to 3827 and encodes 203 amino acids.
UAGGGGAUGGAAGGCAGAUCUCUGGGGCUGCGAGCUCCGGAUUGGUCGUGGGAGAUCCCCUAUGGGGUGCGGGUACGGGAGGAUCCGCGUAGGGCAGGGAAGACUCUCAGUGAAGGAGUUUGGCAUACUCCAUAUGGUCGGGGUGACCUUCUUAGGGGAAUGGAGUAAGGGAGACCCUCCAUAGGGUGUAGUAAGCUCCGUAUGGGUCUGGGGAAAUUGUAUGGGGCGUGGUAAAGUCCAUAUGGAUCAAGGCAGACUCUCUACGGGGCAAGAGUUUGGCAAGCUCCACAUGGGUCAAGGGAGAUCCUCAAUGGGGCAAGAUAUAGCAGGCUCCAUAUGGGUUUGGGGACAGUCUCUAUGAGGUGUAUGUAAUAUGUGGCAAGGGAGAUCCUCCAUGGGGCAAGAGUUCAGCAGGCACCAUAUGGGGUAAGGGAGAACCUCUAUAGGGUAUGUUAAGUUCCAUAUGGGUUAGGGUAAACCUCAUGCAGGUCAUGGAUACGGUAAGAUCCGUAUGUAACAAGGGAGACCCUCUAUGUAGUGUGUGUAUGGCAAUUACUGUAUGAGUCAAGGGAAAUCCUCUAUGCAGCAGGGAGGACUCCCUGUAGGGUAGGAGUCUAGCACUGUACGGGGAAAAGAGACUUUAGGGCAGGAAUGUGAUAAGAGCCAUAUGGUUCAGGGGUUCUGGGGGACAGGCCCUGGCUGCCUAUACUGAGGAGGUUAAGAGGAGCCUGCAGGUCCCACCAGCAGGCUGAAAUUUAGGAGACCCUGCAUCCACUCCCAUCAUAUCCCACUGUGCUGCAGGGCCUGAUGAACUCUUGGAUACAAGGUUUUGGAGACAAGGGCAAUGGCAUCAGGGUUUGUAAGUGACACCAAGACCUGGUACCCCACUUGCAGCUCCUGAGAACCCCUAGAAAAUAGGGGGUCUCCAAAACCAAGGUGGAACCUUCACGCAGACCAGUUCUAAAGGGGACAAGUCCCUACAUUUGAAGGCCCGUAACUGUCUCCUGCAGCUCAGCCAGUGUUGAAUCCCAGGGAAGGGCAAGCUCAGCACAGCCCUCAAUUUCCAAUGAGGCAAGCAGAUGUCUCCAUAAAGCAGCCUGCUUGAAAAUAACCCUGCCUUACACUCAAAUCAAAUCUCUUCCCCUACCUUAUUGCCUGGAAACCAGCUUCAUGUCACAGCCACAGCACUUGCAUGUGUGCCAGAAAGAGUGCCGCAGCAAGACAACCCCUUUGGGAGCAUCAUUAUGGGGGAAAAGAGUGCUGCUGAUGCCUUCAGAGCAUCAGGGCAUGACCACAUGUAAUUAGGUUGCUGCAGCUCUGAGGCACUUCUGGUUACGAACACUGGGAAGGGCAUGUGUUCCUCAUACUCAUAGAGGAUGACUAGGACACUAAGGGUGACAGCCCAGCUAGCAGGGCAGGAACCUCAUUACCCAGAGAUAAGCUUCACACCUGAGUGGAGGACAGUGGUCAAGCCCAACCAAGAGCCCAGAUCAAAUGGCACACCCCUAGCAAACCCACAGUCUCAAGGUCAAGCCAUCCAGCAAUAGCUAAGCAGCUCUCCAGCCAAUCCGUAGGUUGAGGUCCGUAUGAGUAGCACCAAAAACAAGCAUAGCUAUACCUAAACUGGAGACCAGCCCACAGUAAAUCUCAAAUUAGAGAUGAAAGCUGUAAAUCGGAGCUUAAAUAGAGCUGUGGGAUCAUACAGAGGCUGGGGCUGAUCAGGACCCUGGGGGGGCCCCAAUUACUCCUCUUGCUCAUUGCAUUAUGGCUUUGCAAAGGCGUUUGCUCAGCUGAAGGGGUUUCAGUGGGGAGCUAGAUGUUCCCAGGGCCAGACCUUGGGUGCUGGGUCAGGGCACAGGCUCCCACUUAGGGAUGUCACUGGCAUAGGUGCUGUCCCACAUGCAAUGUGACAAGCACCUGAGACCUGAGCCACCCCGAUGUGACGCAGAGAUGGACGGAGACUUUCCUCAUAUCGCAUGCUUCAACUUUCCGAACUGCUCCCACAUUCAGCAGAUGAAAGAAAAUAUAGAGAGGGCAGGUGGAGGGCAGGGGCUCAGGUUACUGCUGCUCCAGCCUUCAUCAUCUGCCUCUUCUAUUUUAACAAAUUCUCAGUAUUUUUCAGCCGGUGCUUUUAUCCCCCCAAGCCUCGCUUUUGUCCCUCUCCCAUCCUGCUGUUCCUCGGCUUGGAAUAACUGCUGUUGUCCUCCAGCAAACACACUGACAGGGUAAUGAAUGGCUUCAGAUGGUAAUUAGCAAUGGAGCUGCUAAUAACGCGAUUCAUUUCCAUUUUAAGUGCUGCAGAACACUGCGAAAAAAUGGACCACGGGUGGCAAGAUUUGAUCCCAUAGCGCAGUUUUCCUCCCUGCUGCGUGAAUGGUUGUUGAAAUCCUUCCUUGUUAUUUUCCUAGAGGUUUUAGCGUCUUUUGGAGGCAGUGUUUUCCCACGGAGGCUUUAAACCAUUUCAACCAUGCCAUUGGCCCUGCCUCAGUUUCUCCUCUUGGUGCCAGGACCCAGGUAUGUCUCAGCAGUGGUACCCACUGUUGCAGCAUUGGUGGUGGCGGGGAUGGGGCUGGCUGAUCAUUCAUUUAUUUAUGGAUUUUGCAAGCCCUGCUCGGGGUGAAAACAAUCCCAGGUCCUCCGGAGGCCGAUAAGAUUUGGCAGCAAGGCAAUACUCGGCAUCUCUUUCCACUGUGCAAUGAUCCGGAGGCUGGGGCGGGGGGGACAGGGGACAACUGCUGCUGUUUGCAGGCAGCUUGGUGUCCUUGAGAGAAGGGACGAGGUUCUCUUUAAGGGGGCAGGACUCGGGGAGCAUCACAAAGCCAGGAGAGAGCUUCUCCCUCUGCCCUCCCAGGGAUGGAGGCAGCAGCAGGGUGCUGGCAUGGGAGGCUGAGCGAGGGGAGGAGGAGGAGGAGGAGGGGAGGGAGGGGAGGGAGAGGGGGAGGAUCUGCUAAUUACACAGAACAGCUCUGGGGGCUGCUGAAGUCCAGAAUGAAGCAAAGAGCGGCAGAAGCAAGCGCUGCAGCGGGAACAGAGGAGCCCGAGCAUUGCCGAGAGCUGCAGCCGGCAGCUAACGCAGGCAGCCAGGGGAUCCUACAGCUCUGGCCUCCCCCGGGGACAGCCAGCACCAGGACAAGGAGAGAGGAAGGGGCUGGGGGUCCCAGGGACGUGGCGGUGGAGCUGGAGCAAGGCAGCGCGGGCUAGGUGCAGGGUGAGGGAUGGCGGCCAAGCCCGUUGCCCAGUCUGGGAUGGAGAACUUCCGAAAGGUCAGGACGUCGGAGGAGGAGAGCCCCUUGCCCUUCCCUGACUUGCCCCCAGGUGUGGUGGAGAUGAAAGUGAAGGAGGGCAGCAAGAUCAGGAACCUGAUGAGCUUCGCCAUGGCUCAGAUGGAGCUGAAGGGCAGCCGGCAGAUUGUCUUCAGCGGCUGCGGCAGAGCGGUCACCAAGACCAUCACCUGCGUGGAGAUCAUGAAGCGAAAGCUGGGGGGUCUUCACCAGGUCACCAAGGUACGCUACAAAACCUUGCUGGAGGUCUGGGAGAACCAGGACCCGCUGCCCGGCGGUGCAGCACAGAAUCUGACCGUCCACAAGAACGUCCCUUCCAUCUGCAUCCUGCUCUCCCGUGACCCCCUGGAUCCCAACCAGACAGGCUACCAACCCCCCGAGCCCAGAGAGGCAGAAGAAGACCCUUCGAGCUCCUCAGCCAAGGGGCUGAAGCGGCCCCCACCGCCUGCCCGCGAGGAACUGCUGCCCAAGAAGCUGCAGGUAGCGGGAGCCAGCAGCCAGCAGGGCUCGGGGACAAGGGACAGCCAGACAGACAGCCACUACUGACUCAAUCACGUGCUCACAGCAGGGUCUGGGGGGCUACUGACCCCAUGCAGAACACAUCCUUGUACCCCCCUGACUCCUCAUUUGCCAUGAACGGGGGCUGCGCUGUGUAGGUCUGUGGGAAAUCCUCCCUUCUCCAAACUUUUCCUCCCUUUUGCCUGGCGCUGCGUGCACUUGCAGGGAUGUGGAGCCACUCAUGCCUCCUGCCAGCCCUGCUAAAUAACCCCCAGCACAGCAGCUCUCUGGGACUCCCACAGAGCCGAAGCAUCCUUUGGAUUUUCCCCAGACUGGGAAAGGCAGCUGCAUGCCACCACUCCACAUCGGGAUGUCUCAGCCAGCAGCAAAGAGCCUAAAACCCAUCGGAGUAACACCUUCAUUAUCAAAACCACUGCAAUUAGCCCCGGAGAGGAGCUGUCAGGUUUAUUAAUGCCGGGCUCCGCGCCUCGUGGCUCCUGUGAUUCAUCCUGAAUAGCACAAACAAGCAGAUGGGUCUUGCUCCCCCACCCAUCUCCCCGCUUUGUGUCUGCCCCUUCCUCUCCGCUGUGGCAUCGUUUCUAUUUUGUGCUUUGCUCUGAAAUACCCAAAGCUGAUCCUUCCUCUCCCAGAACUGCCGCAGCCUGAGAGCCAAGGAAACAAGCCCUGGAGCACUGCUUUUCAUUUCAGUAGCAGCCCCCAAAGAACAGAAAUGGAAAUAACCCCUCUUCCCACAUCACAUAUUCAGGUUUUUCCUCUCCCGGAGGUGUUUGCAGCCACGGUGAAAGCAUGAUGACAAGGGAUGGCGGCAAUGGGGAGCAUCAGGUGGAUCAUCUCCUGCAACGUGCUGGACAGAUGCUGGGAUGAAGGGGAGCUUUGUAGGUUUGGCUGUGGAGCAUUUGCUAUGGGCUGGCUCCCCAGAAAAGCCCUUUGGAGCGAAAUGCCUGCUUUCUCUAUGGGUAAAAGGAAACAAAUGGAAAAUAAAAGCUCUUUAGAAAUAGUUGAAGUAUGUCUAUGGGGAAAUGUGUGGGGAUCAUCUUCGCCACUGGCCAUGGCACAGAUGGGCACAGUGAGGGUGGGACUGUGGCUGCUGAUGAGCCAGAACAAGGCGAUUCUGGCCAAAUCCUGCCUCUUGGGGAUGAGGAAUUGAGGCCAGCUUCUUUGCAUGCCCUGGCAGCUGCCCGGCCCCUGCUGACACGGCACAGCCUGGCAUAUUCCCCCACGGAGCUCCAUCUGCCCCAUGCCAGCCCCUUGCCAGCACAUGGGGACCGGGGCAAUGCAGGGAUGGGUUGUGGGAAGCCAACUGAGCCCAAAUCCACCUGGGUCCCCUGCCCAAGCAGGACAGAUUCAGUUGGUUCCAGCAAGUGCGGUCUUGGGAUGGGGUCAGUGGGCAUCGCUGCUUUGCCAAGGGCUGGCUUGGAAAGUGCUUUGUUUGGCUGGGAGAGGGAAUGGAAGGAGACCAGGGGAGCGAGAAAGAGGAGGAAGGGGGGGGUUGCUUUGGCAGUGACCUUGUUAUCUCCCUCAGCAGGCAGCUGCUCCUCCGGGCUGGAGGCUUAUGCUUAUCUGCCCUGCCACAGAUUGAUUCAUUUCACUUAUCUGCCACCAUGUAAUUGAACAUUAAUUUCCAAUUGUUUUCUUAUUUUUGUGGAGGUUUUAUUCCCAGAAAGAAGGGGUUGGCAUAAGAUGUGGAGGGGGCUGAACAGACCCCAGAGUCAAAUUUGUCCACACCUCAGCGGUGCUGGGCCAGGUGCUGUGCGUGUGAUGCAGGCUCAGGCCAAUAAGCCUUUGUAGAACAGGUUGUUGUGUGCCCUGAGCCCUGCAAGCAGAUCAGCAGAAGCCUCCAGCACAGCAUCUUGCACUAGUUUCCAUCCUAAAUGAGGUUAAUGAAGAACUAUGCAUAAAGAGAUGGGGAAUCCUGGAUAUCACAGAGCGUGACGUGUCCCCCUGAAGUCUCUGCCCUGCCCUCACUGAUCACAGAUAGGAAUUUUUGGUCUCCUAACCAGCAGUGGCAGGACCCUGAAGCCUUGACCCCACUGCUGAUAGCCAGGGGUUUUUGGUCUCCAAACCAGCAGUGGCAGGACUUUGGGGGCAGAACUCAAUAGACAACUUGAUUGAAGCAUGAAGACUUUUGAGAACUAACAGUCCUUCAGCCUACUGCCAGCUCAUGUUGCCCCCAGCAAGGAGAAAGGCAAGGAGAGAGAGAAAAAAAAAAAAAAG